ACCGCAGACAUCCGCAUCCCCUGAAGAGGAACUGAGAUGGAGAAGGAGGACGGAUCAGAACGUCUCCGUCUGACAGGGGUUACUCCCACGUCGCCUUCAUUCAGACACGAUCCAUCUGCAGAAGAAGGCCGAGAGGCUCACUCUGCACGAGGUGUCAGGAUCAGGACUAUCGCCACACUGGCCUUCCUUCCUGUCCUGCUAGCUAUAGCGCUGCUCCUCGUGUUCGCUCUGUGGUUCUUUACCCGCUCAACGACCACCGUGGAGCAAGUUUGGCAGCAUGGCGUGUUUCUCCUGAAUGAAGGAGAUGAUGGACAGGAGUCGAACAUGACCGGGUUGACGAUCUCUUCCAUUCUGAGUCAAGCCAUCUCUCUCGUUUCUCCUUGGGUUCUUUCGUUGUUCGCCUACCGCAUCGCCGUCCUCUGGACGCGAGACAUACAGCGACACCACUAUUGCGACCGCAGGGCGCGUCGGCGGGUCCUUCCUAACCCAUACGAGCAUAUAUGGCUUGCUUGUGUCGCUCCUCUCGUCACCAAACCUGAUCACGUUUGGCACUGUCAGUCGCCAGCUGUUCAUCCGAGGACGACCUCGCCUUCUUGUUGUGGCUGCCCUUUUCUCUUUCUACGUGUUUUCUAUCUCCCAUGCCGUCGCCCUAUGUGAUCUGUGGCUCCACACAAGCAGCAGAUCGAUGCUUAUCAACACCUCCAUCCCAGUCACCAUUCAUCUUCC
This is a messenger RNA of Dacryopinax primogenitus, 726 nucleotides long. RefSeq lists its product as uncharacterized. The record is from RefSeq and is a predicted model, not a curated record. NCBI's taxonomy places the organism in Eukaryota, Fungi, Basidiomycota, Dacrymycetes, Dacrymycetales, Dacrymycetaceae. The coding region runs from base 37 to 657 and encodes 206 amino acids. The transcript is spliced from 4 exons.